UCUUCCACUUCCUCCCUCCCCACGAUCUGCUGCUCCCUUCAACGCUAGAUUUGACAUUACAUUUGUACAGGUCUUUCCUCUGAUCACCUGAGAGCCUUAGCUGUGCCUGACUCCUCCUGCCCCAGGAGCCGCCCUCCUCCCUGAGGCCAGAGAAAUGCAGGCCAUCAAGUGUGUGGUGGUGGGAGAUGGAGCUGUGGGUAAAACCUGUCUCCUCAUCAGCUACACCACCAAUGCCUUCCCAGGCGAAUACAUCCCCACUGUGUUCGAUAACUAUUCUGCCAACGUGAUGGUUGACAGCAAGCCCGUUAACCUGGGGCUGUGGGAUACAGCUGGGCAGGAGGAUUAUGACCGGUUGAGGCCCCUCUCCUAUCCGCAGACGGAUGUCUUCCUGAUCUGCUUUUCUCUGGUCAGCCCGGCCUCUUAUGAAAACGUCCGUGCCAAGUGGUUCCCUGAGGUCCGACACCACUGCCCCAGCACCCCCAUCAUCCUCGUGGGCACCAAGCUGGAUCUCCGUGACGACAAGGACACGAUCGAGAAGCUGAAGGAGAAGAAGUUGUCGCCCAUCACAUACCCGCAGGGCCUCGCGCUGGCCAAGGAGAUCGAUUCUGUGAAAUACCUCGAGUGCUCGGCAUUGACACAACGUGGCCUGAAAACGGUGUUUGACGAGGCGAUCCGAGCAGUUCUCUGCCCCCAGCCCACCAGACCGAAAAAACGGGGGUGCAGCCUCCUCUAGGAGUAGAUUCCAGAUUCCAGCCCCAGCGCUCAGCUCGCUCCCUACACCAGGCUCUGCCGAUGCAACAGGGGUUGAAGGUUUCAACAUCUUGGACCUUGGUACCUCUUGGUGGUCACAGCGCUUGUUUGUUUCUGUUGCCUAGAAGGACCAGUAUGGAUCUGUAGCCCUCCUUUGUCCAUUUGCACAACCUCCCUCCCUCCUCCUGUCAAUUUCUGUAUAGGGAAUGAGAGUCAAUAAACCAACUGUACCUUCCUGA
Messenger RNA from Mauremys mutica (yellowpond turtle), 989 nucleotides. It is a transcript of the gene RAC2, whose product is annotated as Rac family small GTPase 2. Bases 155 to 733 code for a protein of 192 amino acids. Lineage: Eukaryota; Metazoa; Chordata; Testudines; Geoemydidae. Gene Ontology annotation, biological process: small GTPase-mediated signal transduction. The record is from RefSeq and is a predicted model, not a curated record. The transcript is spliced from 7 exons. Gene Ontology annotation, molecular function: GTP binding; GTPase activity.